Messenger RNA from Cylicocyclus nassatus, 1813 nucleotides. Lineage: Eukaryota; Metazoa; Nematoda; Chromadorea; Rhabditida; Strongylidae. The record is from the annotation of a GenBank genome assembly.
AGCUAUGCUUACAACCCAGGUUGGUAUUUCAUGUGGGCGACAGUCACCAAACCCAUUGCGAAACUCAAGAACAUCCCUCCUUGCGGAGACUCCUUCAUCAGCCUCGAGUAUCCUAACUCCGCCUCCGCUUCGACUCGAUCAACCAUUUGCACAUCGAGUACGUGGUGAGAAGUUUGUUCGACAUAUGGAAUCCUCACCGGAGUUGACGUUGCCGCCCAGGCAAAUGGCUUCGGGCACUGCGGCGAUUGCAAAUGGCAAGAACAAUUCGGCAGAUACACUGGACAGGACUACUGAUCAGUCAAGCAACAAAUUUCCUGAUGAAGACGUUGAAGCCCGUAUACCACUUACUCUUACUCAUAAAAAUAGUAUGCGAGAUACAACACCAGAUUCAAUCCUGCGGCUAAACAUAGGCGGAAGCAGCUAUAGGAUUCGGACGAAGUCAAUUACAAAGUUUGGGCCGAAGACGCUGUUAGGUCGAUUUGUUCGAAUGAACCACGAGCAUCGAAGACAAUGGGCAGAUUGGUACUUUGAAGACCAACAAGAGUAUUUUUUCGAAAGGGUUCCGAGAUAUUUUGAUCCGAUCUAUGAUUUUUACGCUACGGGGAAACUUCAUGUGCCUAAGGAUCUUUGCUUUGACAAAUUUAUGGCUGAACUACGAUUCUGGGCUGUCAGUAAAUCACGCAUGGAUGAAUGUUGUUCACCUUUCACACAAUACUGCGUAAAUUACGACAAACGUGGUUCGGAAAAAGAUCACUUCAUCGGAGUUCGCUGCGCUAAUGUUCGUCGACGACUUUGGCUUAUACUUGAAGGUCAUACACAAUCACGCUGGUGGAAGGUUUUUGAAGUGAUAUCCACAGCUUUUGUUGUACUUUCCGUCUCAGCUCUAAUUCUCGGCUCAUUACCCGAGUUUCAAGUUCCACAAAAAACGGAAGAUGGGCAGUUGGUUUACGCUACAGCUACCUAUCCUACAUAUCCGAAUUCCGGUGGAGGCAUGACUGUAGAAUCUAGAACGGUAGUUAGAGAGGGGGGUGAUCAACAGGUUGAGAUGACAGAACAUCCUGUAUUUACUUGGGUUGAAAAUGUCUGUGUCAUCUAUUUUUCGUUCGAAUAUUUGCUUCGAUUUCUGGUGUCUCCAAGAAAGUUAGCAUUUGCUCGGCAGAUGCUCAACGUCAUAGAUUUGUUGUCAAUAGCUCCAUUCUACUUCGAAAUGCUGCUAUGGAUAUGUGGAAUAUCCGGUGAGAACGUUCGUAAAGUUCGUUGGGCAUUUCUGACUGUUCGACUUCUACGAGUACUGCGAGUUAUUCGAAUAGCCAAACUUGGGCGAUUUUCACCAGGUCUGGCAAAUUUCGCACUUACCAUACGAAAAUCAAAGAAACAAAUGCAAAUGGUUGGAGUGGUUAUGAUGACUGUGGUAAUAUUCUUCUCCACACUUAUUUACUUCCUUGAACGAGAUGAGCCAGACACAAAAUUUACCAGCAUACCGGCCACAUUUUGGUGGUGCGUUGUCACAAUGGCUACUGUAGGAUACGGUGAUCUGGUGCCGGUUACUGUAGCUGGAAAACUUGUUGGCAGCGGUGCUAUAGUGUGUGGAGUUAUGGUGUUAGCGUUGCCUAUAACGAUUAUGGUCAAUAACUUCAUGCAAGUAGUAAAACUACGAGAAGAGAAGAUUGUGAAGAAAUAUGCUCAGCAAGAGGGAGAUCACGUUUGACCCAUAUAAGUCAUAUGAAGUUUGAAUCGCUCGUGCCUUACCAUUUCCGUCAACAUAUGGACACUGGUUUCCCUCACGCAGAUACCGGACCAAAAUUUCAAUAGC